AUGAAAAGAACCGAUAUCGAAAAGGUGGCAUCGGAAUCGGGGGGCAAGCCCCGUGUCAUCGGCGCGGCUCCUGAUAUCCACCAUGGAACGACAGACGCCGCCCACGUCAAUGCGUCGGGCCACGUCCAGGAACUCGAGCGAAAUUUUGGCCUCGUGUCCCUUGCUGGACUGGGCCUUACAACUGGAAAUGUCUGGCCGGCCAUUGGCGGGUCUAUCCUUGUCGCCAUCUUCAAUGGAGGACCCCCUGGCGUUCUGUACGAGUUCCUCGUCGUCUCCUUCUUCUACUGGAAUGUUGCUGCGAGCAUAGCCGAGCUUGCCAGCGCCAUCCCCUCCGCGGCAGGAGUCUAUCACUGGGCCUCGGUCACCCCUGGUGUGGAAAAGGGCCGCACGAUCGGCUUCUUUGCCGGCUGGUGGAACUACCUGGCCUUCGUGACCGGACUGUCUAGCAUGACGUCCAUCUUUGCAAAUACCGUGGUGCAGAUGUAUGCCAUCAACCACCCCAGCUUCGUUGUCGAGAAUUGGCAUGUCUUUGUUGCAUAUGCCUUGUCGACUUGGACGGCCUGCGCGGUUGUUUGCUUCGGCAACCGUAUCGUUCCGCUCUUGAACAAUGCCGGGUUGAUUGCCAUUAUUUCAGGCUUCUUCAUCAGCAUCGUCGUUGUCGCCGUCAUGCCCGGUCGCGGUGGCCGUGCGCCCCAUGCCUCGUCGGCAUUCGUCUGGUCCGACUGGACUGCCGACAUCGGGUACCCAGACGGCUUCGUGUUCGUGACGGGCAUGCUCAACGGCGCAUUUGGCGUGGGCGCCACCGACGUUGUAACACACCUUGCCGAGGAGAUUCCCAACCCUCAACGCAACAUCCCGCUCGCCAUGCUCAUGCAGUAUGGGAUCGGCUUCGUCACCGGAUUCUCCUACCUCAUCGCCAUCAUGUAUGCCAUCAGCGACUACGACGGGCUUUUCGAGUCUUCGUACCCCAUCGCAGACAUCUAUCGCCAGGCAACGGGGUCCGCUGCUGGCGCGACAGGCCUACUGUCCCUCGUCAUGAUCUGCAUGGCCUUCAGUGUCAUUGGAGAAUAUACUUGUACUGGCCGUGCACUUUGGGCAUUGGCUCGUGACGGUGCUACGCCUUUCCCGAAAGUCCUGGGUCGCGUGGAUGAUAGGCUGCAUAUGCCGCUCUGGUCCACGGUCGUGUCUGGCGUGCUUGCUACCAUCCUCGGAGUCAUCUAUGUGGGAAGCGCAACAGCCUUUAAUGCCCUUGUUGGCAGUUACGUGCUUACAUCGACAAGCUCAUAUCUGGCUGCAAUCUUGCCGAAUCUUCUUACCGGCCGCAAGAACAUUGAGUACGGCCCAUUCCGCAUGCGUGGCUGGGUUGGCGUCGUUGUCAACUCCAUUGCUUGUGUGUACAUGGUGGUGUGGUUCGUAAUCUACUGCUUCCCGUACUCCCUGCCUACAGACGCCCAGUCGAUGAACUACUCGUCACUGAUCUGGGGUGCUUUCACAAUCCUUUUUGCUCUGUGGUGGUUCUUCGGUGCGCGGAAGAACUACAAGGGUCCUGGUACAACGGGAAGCCCGGGUGUUUCUGUGGAGGCUUACAAGGAACAAUAG
Geosmithia morbida is the source of this 1599-nucleotide messenger RNA. Its product is annotated as Amino acid permease. Bases 1 to 1599 code for a protein of 532 amino acids. The record is from RefSeq and is a predicted model, not a curated record. Gene Ontology annotation, biological process: transmembrane transport; amino acid transport. Gene Ontology annotation, cellular component: membrane. Lineage: Eukaryota; Fungi; Ascomycota; Sordariomycetes; Hypocreales; Bionectriaceae. Gene Ontology annotation, molecular function: transmembrane transporter activity. The transcript has a single exon.